Molecule: messenger RNA, 600 nt
Organism: Entrophospora sp. SA101
Lineage: Eukaryota; Fungi; Glomeromycota; Glomeromycetes; Entrophosporales; Entrophosporaceae
Source: the annotation of a GenBank genome assembly
AUGAUCUCUCCUAAUAUUGGUGGUAUCUUCAAUAUUUCAAAUGUUGAAACAGUAUUAGGAGUGUUUAAUGAUUGGGAUGAGGAUCUUAAUGCUGAAAUUUCCACUACAAUACUACGAUUUGGACAAAAGAAGAUGCCACAACAUAAGAAAAUUGAAUGUAUAACAGUGAAAUAUUACCGUGCUGGUACACCUUAUUUACCACCAGAAGCAAUCGAAGAAAUCAUUCAAUCUAGAGGGAGUAUUAAAAAUGCAUCUAAAACAAUGGCAGAUAAAUAUAAAACGUCAACUCGCCGAGUGUAUGAAAUUUGGAAAAGACAUGCCAAAGGUUUACCAUUACGCAAACAACAGAUGAUAUAUUCCAAAUCGGAUUUACAGAACAAUAAUUCUUUUGAUAUGCAAAUAAAAAAGGAAUUCAAACCCGUUCAUAUUUCUGAACCAAUUCCCAAUAGUGCCCCAUCGUCAAUCAAUUCUAACAACCUUAUAAAAAACAUAUCUAAUAAACUUAAUUCUACUUCAGAUAUUAUCUCCCGACUUAAGCAAGAAGAGAAAAGAAAAGAAAAGAACUUAGCUAAAAAUCGACAUCUAUUAUCUACCAACUAG